AUGGCCACUUUUGUCAUGCAAUCGCUAGGUUGCGACGUCUCUGCAAUCAACACUGUGCACUACAGCAACCACACCGCAUACAAGCAGAUUAAAGGCACAAAAACCUCCGCACCCGAGAUCCUCGACCUCUACGAAGGAUUACGCCAAUCGAACCUGACCAACUUUGACGUACUCCUGACGGGAUACAUGCCCAGCGCCGAGGCCGUACAAGCCAUAGGGACGAUUGGCAGAGAUAUCAAGUUCAAUGCUGGCACGAAGCCUGGUAGCUUCUUCUGGGUGCUCGAUCCGGUCAUGGGUGACAACGGCAAGCUGUAUAUUCCAGAGGAUGAAGUGCCAGAGUACAAGGGACUGUUGCGUGAGGCAGAUCUCAUACUGCCAAACCAGUUCGAGGCCGAACUACUAUCUGAUACCCCCAUCACCGACCUUAAGUCUCUCGCCGCUGCAAUCCAAGUCCUCCACAAGACCUACCAGGUUCCACACGUAAUUAUCACAUCCUUGCGCUUGACACGCGACAACCAGACCAUACCCUCGAGACCAGUAUCAAAGGCCGGCACCGGCACACAUACCCCCUCCGAUCCGCAGCAACCCAAUGCAGCAACAUCUCAGUCAACCUCACAAUCCCAAGCACCGCAGAUCGACCUGAACGAUAUCGAAAACCUCACAAUCAUCGGCUCGACUGCAACCUCAGACUACAAACCACGUCUCUUCCGCAUCGACACGCCACAACUCCCUCUCUUCUUCUCAGGAACAGGAGACAUGUUCGCCGCGCUGACAAUCCCCCGUCUCAUCGAAGCCGUACACGCUGCUUCUACGCCAGAGUUGAAUCUACAUGCGAAACCAAGCUGGCGGUCACCUGAUGAUGUGCCAGCCGAGGAACUUCCCUUGGCGAAAGCGUGUCAGAAGGUUCUCGCGUCCAUGCAAGCCAUACUCACCCGCACAACAUCCGCCUGUCAGGACAAGAUGGCUGCAUACGAUGCUCGCGCCGCGAAAGGAGGCCGUGGUGAAGGCGACGAGGCGGACGAGGAAGUUAGCAAGAAGCGUCAUUUGGCGCUCAUGAAUGCUAGUGAAGUCACGGUUCCGCGGUACGUGAAGGAGAUGUUGGAUCCGCCGGACCUUGAAAGGUUCAGACCUCGAGCAGUGCAUGAGGGCGAAAGUGUACCUAGGGAUGUUGGCAAGAGGAAGCCUGAUGAAUUGAGUGGGCUACAUCUGGGUGUUGGGACCAAGGAUGGUGGUGCGAUGCAGGUGCUACAAGAGGGGACGCAGGGUAAAGUUAUCAGAGAGGGUGAGAAGAAGGAUGCUGGGGAUUCAUGA
Molecule: messenger RNA, 1311 nt
Organism: Alternaria atra
Lineage: Eukaryota; Fungi; Ascomycota; Dothideomycetes; Pleosporales; Pleosporaceae
Exons: 3
Coding region: 1-1311 (436 amino acids)
Biological process (GO): pyridoxal 5'-phosphate salvage
Cellular component (GO): cytosol
Molecular function (GO): pyridoxal kinase activity
Source: RefSeq, a predicted model, not a curated record